Messenger RNA from Nothobranchius furzeri (turquoise killifish), 6170 nucleotides. RefSeq names its product beta-1,3-glucuronyltransferase 1 (glucuronosyltransferase P) a (gene b3gat1a). Gene Ontology annotation, cellular component: Golgi membrane. Gene Ontology annotation, biological process: chondroitin sulfate proteoglycan biosynthetic process; carbohydrate metabolic process. The record is from RefSeq and is a predicted model, not a curated record. Gene Ontology annotation, molecular function: galactosylgalactosylxylosylprotein 3-beta-glucuronosyltransferase activity. Lineage: Eukaryota; Metazoa; Chordata; Actinopteri; Cyprinodontiformes; Nothobranchiidae.
GUUAGAAUAAACCAAGAGUGUAUCUGCUUCUAUAGAAGAAGUGAACAUUUAAUAUCGGAUUGAUUUCUUUUCUAUUUUUGCUUCUUUUCUUUGGUCUGACUGAAAUGUUUCAGAUCAACAAACACAUUUCUGCAUCAGACAAGAUAACCGGAGUAAAUACAUAAUGCUGUUUGCAAAUUAUUAUUUCAUUUAUUACCAAAAUGUGUCUUCUCUAACUAAACUAGCCUCAUAUGGAAAAGUAACUGACCCCUAAACCUAUUGGGUGGUGGUAAUGCUGCAGAAAAACUACGUGAGAACUAGUAACGAGUCUCUCACACGACUAGGAACUUUGUCCCACUCUUGUUUUAAUUCAGCCACAUUUUGGAGUUUUUUCCUGUAAAACGGCCAGCUUAAGGUCAAAGGCCAGGUAAUCUCCUUAAUGAUUCUGGAGUGUAAAACAUUUAAGUAUUAAUUGUCUUUUAAUUGAAUAUUUUUUAAAUUUCUGUGAAUUAAUUUUCUGACUUGUUUGCCCAAAGAAAAACUAAAGUUUUAAAACUUGGUUCAUGAAGUUCAACAAUCAGCCGAAAAUGAAAAAAGUGAAAAUUAAGUUAAUAAAAAAAUAUUUUUGUGACUAUUCUUUCCAGAUUUGAAGAUUUUUUCUGUAUUAAUGGUUAAUGGUGGUACUCGGAUAUUCUAACUUCAAAGUAGAAAAAAAAUCUACUGAAAGUUGGAUCUCCCAGUCGACAAGUCUGAGAAUGUUUUUUACUUUGACUUCGAGGUCCACAAUGAUAGUGUCUCAUAACAACAGUUGCUGUGGUGGAAACGUGUUUAUUUUAAAACACACACUUGUGAGGGUGCAUCUAAAAUCAGUUUUACAUGUAGUAGAACUUUUGUUUUGUGGUAAAUCGUUAACAGCAUAGAAAUGUAAGAGUAGACACUAUAUCGGCUGCGCUUGUGGGGUCUACUUUUUUCAUUUUAUGGUCAACAGGUUGUUUUAGCCACAGCUUUAGCUCCAUGGAGAUCUGAACUCUCAUUUUGCAACAUUUUCCAAAUAGCUUUUGAUGGAACAGCAUGAUUAAACUUUAGCAAUUUUAUCUUGGCUUUUGGUUUUGAUGCCACUCUACACUCAUCAAUGUUCCCCAUCGGGCCAGUCCUUUCAAAACUUUCUGGAAGCAUCCCAGGCUCUUAGAGGGUGUCUGUCAGACAUUUCCACAUCAAUAUUAUUGUACAUUAUUCUUUAAACAUUAGUUCACAACAAUUUCCCCACAAGUGUGAUUAGGGAAUGGUUACUCAUUUAAGUGUGUGUAAAACUGAAAUGACCCUCAACACCUGAAAGCUGUGGGCGUGGCCAAGCUGGCGGAAAUGAAUGAAUCAUAUCAAACUGAGGAGAUGAAACCAUUUUCUACAUACCUAAUAAAAAGGCCUGACCACAAUGGACCUGACAACCAUCUAGCAGUGUCGUUAUGCUUGCUGGAUCCACCUCCAUCCUGCUUAGUGCUGCUGGUGGGAUUUGAAGUAAGGGCACCACUGCAGCAUACUGGUGCCACGUUACCGACUCUCACGCACUCGGUUUAAGGUAAUGCAGAGCCAAACAACCAAUCCUGGAGAUGCCGAAGAGAAGAGAUAUUCUUGCCAUCGUAUUGAUUGUGUUACCCUGGACUCUGCUCAUCACUGUUUGGCACCAAAGCGCUAUAGCUCCACUCCUCGCUAUCCGCAAGGCCUGUCACCACCUAGUAAAAGAGAUCUUUAUCAUUCCAGAGAGGUUCGCAGUCCACCACCACCGACUCUCAGAUGAAGGUGCCGAGGGCAAGAGGGAGGCUGGUGGCCAGGACUCAAAAGAAUACUGUGCCUCGGAUAAGGACAUUGUGGAGGUGGUGAGGACCGAGUAUGUGUACACGCGGCCUCCACCCUGGUCCGACGUGCUCCCAACAAUCCACAUCAUCACUCCCACAUACAGUCGACCCGUGCAGAAGGCCGAGCUGACGAGGCUUGCAAAUACUUUCCUCCAUGUCCCCAACCUUCACUGGAUCCUGGUAGAAGACUCACAACGAAGGACGCCCCUUGUCACGCGACUCCUCCGGGAGACGGGGCUAAACUACACACACCUAAACGUGGAGACACCCAGGAACUACAAGCUGAGAGGGGACACCCGUGACCCCAGAAUCCCGCGAGGGACCAUGCAGAGGAAUCUGGCCCUGAGGUGGUUAAGGGAAACCUUCAACCCCAACAGCAGCCAAGCUGGAAUCGUCUACUUUGCCGAUGAUGACAACACAUACAGCCUGGAGCUGUUUGAGGAGAUGAGAUCUACUCGGAAAGUUUCAGUGUGGCCUGUGGCCUUUGUGGGCGGCCUGCGCUAUGAGUCGCCCAAGGUGAAUGCAGCCGGGAAGGUCUAUGGCUGGAAGACGGUGUUCGACCCCCACCGGCCCUUUGCCAUCGACAUGGCUGGCUUCGCCAUCAACCUGAGGCUCAUCCUCUUCAAGCCACAGGCGUAUUUUAAGCUCCGUGGGGUGAAGGGAGGCUACCAGGAGAGCAGUUUGCUCCGAGAGCUUGUAACACUCAAUGACCUGGAGCCAAAAGCAGCAAACUGCACUAAGAUCCUCGUUUGGCACACGAGAACAGAGAAGCCUGUCCUUGUAAACGAGGGGAAGAAAGGUUUCACGGACCCUAACGUGGAGAUUUGACCAUUUCUCCCACAAAAUAUGGUGUUUGGCCUUGGAUUUGCAGGGAGGUUACGGAGCUCCUUGAGAAGUGCAAUCAUUGUCUUGAUGAAAAGAUGGAAAAAAUACACGAAUGGAAAGGAUUGGAUCCAAGAUUUUAUUCCCUUUGUAUCAAUUCCCAAACAUGGACCAAAACUGUACGUAAAUGUCACGUGAAAGCACAGACGAGUCAGAGGAGGCAGUCGUUUGUCGGUUCUGCUGAUGAAGAGCAGAGGGAGGGGGGGCAACAUCAUGGAUCCCUGCAACCCCACGGAACAAUGAACCUCCACAGGAACAGACAGCACAACACGAACAGCAAACAGCCGGCAUAGGCGGGCAAACAAGCUGGUUCAAAAGUUUAUUUUACCUAAAAAUGUUUUAAAAGGAUCUGCACAUGGAAAAUUCCAGUAAGGGAUGAAAUCGGCAGCACUGGAUUAAAACGAGGACAAAGACGUCUCAACGAUUUUCCUCUGAGCAAAGGCAACAAAGGAGGGAACUUUUUUUUUUUUGAUAACUGAAACGUUUGCUGUAAUUCAACAGGUUUUAUGAACACUUGACCUGCUAGCUCAGUAGUACUGACUCUUACCUGCAUUUACCGUUAGGUUAUUAUUCUCCAUCCACGUCAUUAAAACUCAUGCAUUCACAGUAACUCAUCCACACACUGAAAGACCCCUUGUGCUUGAAAAAAGCUGAGCUCAAACACACUCAAAACAAUUAAAUCUUAACUCUCUUCAUAGCACUUACAAACCACACGGAUUUCCCUUUGUGGUAAUGUGUAUAAACUGUAUGAGAUUUAUCAGAGGAAUGAAGAUUUAUAAAAAGUGCACUGUAACUACUGUAUCUGUGUGUGAAUGCAAAACAAAUAUAUUUUUUUCCUAACUAAUUUAUCAGAUUGACACAACAACUUAAGAUCAGAGUCAGGAAAUCUGAUCCCCCAUGGUGGUUCUCAGUCUUUAUUUUCUUAUGUGUUUUAGUGAGUGAAUAUUUAUUGUUGUCUAUGAACUUUCAAACCAUUAUCAGACACAGUUGGGGUCACACCCUCAUGAUGAGGUGUGGAAUGCCAUCAAUCUGCGGUCUUUAAUGAUUGAUUUGAACCAACUCCCUCAAUGUUUUAUAAAAACAAGAAUUACAUGCACACUUUUGAAUUUGGAGUGGAAAAUAUACAUAAGUUCAAAUGUAUUAUGAGAUGAUUUAAUUGACUGCACUUGGUUUUAUAGAGACUCAUCUGUCAACCACAAAUGAAAUUAGGAUGUACAAGAACAGCCUGACAACACCCAGUUCUUCAGUCCAUCUUAGGCUGGAAACCACCAGUACCAGUGUGGCUGUCCACACUGAAGCCUGUUUUACUAAAUAAUGGACUGAGAGAGUACCAACAAAGAAAGAAGCUUCUGCUUCAAACGCAGAAAAGGUUUGAUGGUCAGGCAGAACAAAGAUUGAGCUCUUUUGACAAAAUGACAAGAGGCAUUUGGAGAAGUCUGAUUGACGCUGUACUGAUUGUAAAGCAUGGUGGCGACAGUGUCAUGCACGUUGGAUGAGAUCAGAAAUAAGAAAUUGGACUACCUUUUUUUUUUUUUUUUCAAAUUCCCCCCAAAUCACUGGCUACAUGGUUUAACCUAAGUCACAUUCCAAAUGAACAGUGACCCCAAACACACAUCAGCACUAGGUUCUGAUUGGAUAAAGCAGGCAAAUGUUAAGAUUCUGGAAUGAAAUUCUGACAUUCUUGACCCUGUUGAGUAUUUAUGGACUAAAUAUAAAACUGUGGUCGGUGCAGAAAACCAACUACUUUAAGCAAAUUGAACAAAUUGUCCUGGUGGAAAUAUCCGGCCAGAACGGCACCAGAAGCGUGUAAAAACACUGUAGUCAAGGUGCAACUUGGCCAGUUUUAAUAUUAUACAUAUGAUCAACAAUAAAUUCAACCUUGUGAUCACAAUGCUUGGUUUUAAAUAUCACUGAAGUGGAAUGUUGUGUAAUUGUGCAUUUGAACAACAAUUCAAAUCAGUUAUUAAAAGUCCCAAAUUAAUGAGUGUGUGUAAACUUCUGACCUUUUUCACGCUGAUAGAAAAGAACAUAUCAAUUGAUAUUAAAACACUCAAAUGACAUAUAAAGUGCAACACCUGUGGCAAACUGCUCACUUAUUGAUCAGAUAAUAUAUAUUUAACUUAAGUUGAUGCACGCUAAAGAAGAGCAGAACAAAAUGCCACAGAGGUAAUGGCAGCCCAGUGGCGUUAGUACUGAUAGAGCCCCAAGUCUGCAGAGGAGAUCCAACGAUAGGCAUCAGGAGCGAUGAAACAGUACAGCUGAGCACUUUUACAAAGUUGUUCCACGCCUCACUGUACGAUAACACAGUCUCUCCUCUGCUUGACAAAUCGGCCAUCUGUAAUACACAGUGGUGGUCUUUUUCUAAUACCGUCUUGCUGUCGUAGCUUGAGAUAAUUUAAACAUUAAGCCUCAGUAAGAUAUCUGUGCAGCAUACUUGCCCCACCCCAACACACACACACACACACACACACACACACACACACACACACACACACACACACACGCUCCACCUAGCAUUAACUGCUGCAGAGAUGCUACAGCCACUCAGGCUCAUCAGCCAGAGAAACCCACAUUAUUACAAUCUUCCACUUGAGACUGAUCACAUGCAGACUGCUGAGGCUGCUUUCACUCACCACAUGAUAUUUACACUGAGCUGGGAAAUCACCAGCUAUCAUAUCCUUCCAUUAUUUAUUAAGCAUCAAAAAGGUUUAAUAUAUUUAUUUAUGUAUUUAUUUCAUGUCUGGAUGUGCACUUAAACUCCAGCAGCUGCUCUCUGAAACAGCAUGCUCACACGCUCGGUACGCUGCACACGGAUCAUUGUGUCGAUCGGCGAUAGGUUAGUGCUACCAGCGAGCGCAAAACACCUGCAGUAGGUACAUCUGUGUGCGUUCUUUCUGAGUGGUUCUUCUUAAUGAAAGAAUCCACCUGAAAUAGUUUAGCACUGAAACGAUCUAACAGGUAUAUAAUUUAGAAACAUGGCAAUGUUUCUAAAAUAUAUAUAUACAAAAAAAGCAUUUUUUCUUGUCAUGGUGCAGAUACACUCCUGUCACUAUGAUGUACAGAUCUGCACGAGGGGGGUUAGACUGGCACAGGGAAGUGUAAACAGUAUUCAAAGGGCUUACCCUUGAACAAGACGUUUCACUUUACAGCUGAUCUAAAUAGUUAAUCUAAAUAAAGCAAUAUCUUAUAAGGUCGACCAGAGAAAGCCUUCUUGUGGCAUAGAUCCACCUUGGAGUUUCAUGUCUGCUUAAUGAGCCACCCCCUCCAGGGGCGCUCCAGUAAGGCACAACACUACACAUAAAUUAUCUUUUUCCCCAUCUCCACACUCAUCUUCCACCCUCAUGUGAUUCACUUUUGAUGCAUGUGACUCUUACGGUUGUUUAUUUGCCACAGCAAAUCUGUCUGAGGAGAAAAAAAAUGUUAGUUGAAGCAAGAUAAAUAAAUAACUGAGAAGAA